CAACAGCAGCACCAUGAGGCAGGAGGAACAUCAUCCCAAUAACACACUCAUGAGCACCAGCUUUGCUGCUAUCUACAGCCACCAAAGCGGAGACUUUACAUCUUACCAGAACUUCACUUUUCCCUUCAACUUCAGCUACAGUGACUAUGAUCUGCCCUUGGACAACGAUGACAAUGUCACCAAGACGCGCACUUUCUUUGCUGCCAGGAUUGUCAUCGGUGUGGCGCUGGUUGGUAUCAUGCUGGUCUGUGGCAUUGGCAACUUCAUCUUCAUUGCCGCCCUGGCCCGCUAUAAGAAGCUCCGCAAUCUCACAAACCUUCUCAUUGCAAACCUGGCCAUCUCUGACUUCCUUGUGGCCAUCGUCUGCUGUCCUUUUGAGAUGGACUACUAUGUGGUGCGACAGCUGUCCUGGGAACAUGGCCAUGUGCUCUGUGCGUCCGUCAACUACUUGCGCACUGUCUCUCUCUACGUCUCUACCAAUGCACUUUUGGCUAUUGCUGUGGACAGGUACCUUGCUAUUGUUCAUCCACUGAAACCCCGGAUGAAUUACCAAACAGCGACCUUCCUAAUUGCCGUGGUCUGGAUUGUGUCCCUGAUCAUCGCAAUACCAUCUGCCUAUUUUGCGACCGAAACGGUAUUGUUCAUGAUUAAAAACCAGAAGAAAAUUUUCUGUGGCCAGAUUUGGCCAGUUGACCAGCAAAUAUAUUACAAAUCCUAUUUCCUUUUCAUCUUUGGCAUUGAGUUUGUUGGACCUGUUUUCACAAUGACUCUCUGCUAUGCCCGGAUCUCACGGGAGCUGUGGUUUAAAACUGUGCCAGGCUUUCAGACUGAACAGAUCAGGAAGAGGCUCCGUUGCAGAAGGAAAACUGUGUUGGUGCUCAUGUGCAUUCUGACAGCUUAUGUCGUCUGUUGGGCGCCGUUCUACGGCUUCACAAUCAUCCGCGACUUUUUCCCCACUGUGUUUGUGAAGGAGAAGCAUUAUCUGACUGCCUUCUACAUAGUCGAGUGCAUUGCCAUGAGCAACAGCCUGAUCAACACCAUGUGCUUUGUGACAGUCAAGAACAACACAAUGAAGUACUUCAAGAAGAUCAUGCUACUGAGGUGGAGGUCCACCUACCACGGGUCCAAGUCCAGUGUUGACAUGGACAUCAGAACUAGUGCAAUGCCCGUCACAGAGGAGGUGGACUGCAUUAGACUCAAGUAAAUUCUUGCUAGACGUCUCCG
Elgaria multicarinata webbii is the source of this 1224-nucleotide messenger RNA. Its product is annotated as prokineticin receptor 2. NCBI's taxonomy places the organism in Eukaryota, Metazoa, Chordata, Lepidosauria, Squamata, Anguidae. The transcript is spliced from 2 exons. The record is from RefSeq and is a predicted model, not a curated record. The coding region runs from base 14 to 1204 and encodes 396 amino acids. Gene Ontology annotation, cellular component: plasma membrane. Gene Ontology annotation, biological process: neuropeptide signaling pathway. Gene Ontology annotation, molecular function: neuropeptide Y receptor activity.